AUUUGAUCGCCAUCGGCAGGACUGGGUGGACAGUGGAUGCCCUGAAGAGUCGAAAGAGAAGAUGUGUGAGAAUACAGAACCAGUGGAAACUUCUUCUCAAACCACCACAACCAUUCGAGCAACGACCACACAAUUCAGGGUCUUAACCACCACCAGAAGAGCAGCGACAUCCCAGCUGCCCACCAGCCUCCCCACAGAAGAUGAUACCAAGAUAGCACUACAUCUAAAAGAUAAUGGAGCGUCUACAGAUGACAGUGCAGCCGAGAAGAAAGGGGGAACCCUCCACGCUGGCCUCAUCGUUGGGAUUCUCAUCCUGGUCCUCAUUAUAGCCGCAGCCAUCCUUGUGACAGUCUAUAUGUAUCACCACCCAACGUCGGCAGCCAGCAUCUUCUUCAUUGAGAGACGCCCAAGCAGAUGGCCUGCAAUGAAGUUUCGAAGAGGUUCUGGACAUCCUGCCUACGCUGAAGUUGAACCAGUUGGAGAGAAAGAAGGUUUUAUUGUAUCAGAGCAGUGCUAA
Messenger RNA from Propithecus coquereli (Coquerel's sifaka), 517 nucleotides. It is a transcript of the gene PLXDC2, whose product is annotated as plexin domain containing 2. The coding region runs from base 62 to 517 and encodes 151 amino acids. The transcript has 5 exons. NCBI's taxonomy places the organism in Eukaryota, Metazoa, Chordata, Mammalia, Primates, Indriidae. The record is from RefSeq and is a predicted model, not a curated record.